AUGUCGGAAGCUCUCAAUAAUGCUGAAGGACUGAUUCCUCAGUUCAGCUUCGAGAAACUCUUGAACCAAGGUAUCGAGAAUUACCAAGCCGGACGCCGCAUCGUCUUACAGGGCACCAUCGCAGACCAGCCAGCUCUGCUGCUCGCCGAGCGCGCCGCCUUUGACUCGCAAGACUCGCACCUGUCGACCUUCAGCACUUCUUUAUCGCAAAUCCAGAAGCUCGGCGACAAUGACAUCUACCGAUGGUACAUGGCCCACAGCGGCGCCGGCCAAGGGCAGCCACCCGACUUGAAGAUCAACCUCAUCUACCCAUGCACCGACCAGCACCUCAAGAAAUACUCUGCUCAAGCCGUCCGCUAUGUCACAGAAACGCCCGACAUCUACCGCGAGCACGUCCGCCCAUUCAUGAAGGCCAAGCGCGACCAAGGCCGACUCAAUUGGGUCUUCAACAUCCUCGACGGCCGCACCGAGCAAGAAGACGUCUUGUUCCGCUCGCCCCACGACUCCACCGCCGAGGAUGAAAGAUAUCUGUUGCUUCCAGAUCUGAACUGGGAUCGUAAGACGCUGGGAAGUCUACACCUGCUCGCACUGCUUGAACGCAGAGACAUUUGGAGUGUCAGGGAUCUCAAGAAAAAGCACGUCGCUUGGCUCAAGCGUAUCGUUGCAGACAUUGCCACUACUGUAUCUCGCUUGUAUGCCAUCGACCCGGACAUGCUCAAGUGCUACAUACACUAUCAACCGACCUACUACCACUUCCAUAUCCACAUUGUUCAUGUGUCGCUAGAAGCUGGCGCGACACAAGCUGUAGGCAAAGCCUUGUCGCUCGACAACAUCAUCUCUCAGCUCGCAAACAUGGCUGGCCAUGACGAAGCUGGCAUGGACAAUGUCGAUUUGUCUUUUACACUUGGAGAAGCCAGUGAGCUAUGGACGCAUGUCUUCUUACCUAUCAAGGAAGGACGUUCACAAUAG
Molecule: messenger RNA, 969 nt
Organism: Aureobasidium subglaciale EXF-2481
Lineage: Eukaryota; Fungi; Ascomycota; Dothideomycetes; Dothideales; Saccotheciaceae
Exons: 3
Coding region: 1-969 (322 amino acids)
Biological process (GO): deadenylation-dependent decapping of nuclear-transcribed mRNA
Cellular component (GO): P-body; nucleus
Molecular function (GO): RNA 7-methylguanosine cap binding; hydrolase activity
Source: RefSeq, a predicted model, not a curated record